Molecule: messenger RNA, 2462 nt
Organism: Solea senegalensis (Senegalese sole)
Lineage: Eukaryota; Metazoa; Chordata; Actinopteri; Pleuronectiformes; Soleidae
Gene: ugt2b3
Product: UDP glucuronosyltransferase 2 family, polypeptide B3
Exons: 7
Coding region: 52-2265 (737 amino acids)
Molecular function (GO): UDP-glycosyltransferase activity
Source: RefSeq, a predicted model, not a curated record
GCACAUUUUUAAAAGGAUCAGGCUGCAGCAACAUUUCCUCUAAGAGUGACCAUGAAGCUACAACAGGACCUUUCCGUUUGUGUGCUGCUGGCUCUUUGUUUGACAUGGAGUGUGAAUGGGGGUAAGAUUUUAGUGUGGCACACGGAGGCCAGCCACUGGAUUAACAUUAAGCCUGUGCUGGACACACUGGUCGACAGAGGACACCAGGUGACGGUCCUCAUACCAAGUGCAUCAUUGUUCAUGGACAGCAAGUCUUCAAGUUUUCAUUACGAACCCUUCAACGUGUCAGUCUCAAUGGAGGAGAUGGAGAAAUAUUUUGAUGACUACAUUUACUUUUCCAUGUAUGAAAUAGAUCAAAUGAACAACUUGCAGAUGUACAUCAAAUACAUGGAUUUGAUGAGGCAAGAACUGAAGUAUUCCUUGAAGUAUUUAGAUGGAAUUAUAAAAUCACAACCCAUCAUGAAGAAGCUGAAGGAAGAAAAGUAUGACCUUCUUUUGGCUGACCCCAUUUUCCCCGGCAGUGAGUUAUUAGCUGAUAUUUUGGGCACCCCUUUGGUUUUUACUUUGCGCUUUUCCUUGGUCAAUAACUGGGAGAGGCACUGUGGCCAGUUACCCGCUCCACCUUCUUUUGUCCCCGGUGAUAUGAGCAAACUAACCGACAAGAUGGAUUUCUCAGAGAGAGUGUGGAACACUUUAUUCUAUUUAAUUAAUGACCUGGCGAUAUAUGAUGUUAAUUGGAAAGAAUUAGAUAAAUAUUACUCCGAAUUCAAAGGUAACCACUGGAUUAACAUUAAGCCUGUGCUGGACACACUGGUCGACAGAGGACACCAGGUGACGGUCCUCAUACCAAGUGCAUCAUUGUUCAUGGACAGCAAGUCUUCAAGUUUUCAUUACGAACCCUUCAACGUGUCAGUCUCAAUGGAGGAGAUGGAGAAAUAUCUUGAUGACAUCCUAUACUUUUCCAUGUAUGAAAUGGAUCAAAUGAACUACUUGCAGUUGUACAUCAAAUCCAUGGAUAUGAUGAGGCAUGACAUGCAGUAUUCCUUGAAGUAUUUGGAUGGAAUUAUGAAAUCACAACCCAUCAUAAAGAAGCUGAAGGAAGAAAAAUAUGACCUUCUUUUGGCUGACCCCAUUUUCCCCGGCAGUGAGUUAUUAGCUGAUAUUUUGGGCACCCCUUUGGUUUUUACUUUGCGCUUUUCCUUGGUCAAUAACUGGGAGAGGCACUGUGGCCAGUUACCCGCUCCACCUUCUUUUGUCCCCGGUGAUAUGAGCAAACUAACCGACAAGAUGGAUUUCUCAGAGAGAGUGUGGAACACUUUAUUUUAUUUAAUUAAUGACCUGGUGAUAUAUGAUGUUUCUUGGAAAGAAUUAGACAAAUAUUACUCCGAAAUCAAAGGGACACCCACCAGUGCCUGUGAGUUGAUGGGUAAAGCAGACAUCUGGUUGAUGCGAACCUACUGGGACUUUAAUUUCCCUCACCCCAUCCUCCCAAACUUCAAAUAUGUUGGUGGAAUCCACUGCAAACCUGCUAAACCUUUGCCAGAGUACAUGGAAGAAUUUGUGCAGAGUUCAGGAGACGCUGGCAUUGUGGUCUUCACUUUGGGAUCUAUGAUCAAGAACAUCACCAAAGAGAAAGGAAACAUGAUUGCCUCGGCCCUUGCUCAGAUCCCACAAAAGGUGCUGUGGAGAUACAAAGGAGAAAAACCAGAGACUCUGGGUGCCAACACUAGAAUUUAUGACUGGAUUCCCCAGAAUGACCUGCUGGGUCACCCCAAGGCCAGAGCUUUCAUCACUCAUGGUGGCACAAAUGGUAUUUAUGAGGCCAUCUACCACGGUGUUCCCAUGGUGGGCAUCCCCAUGUUUGCUGACCAGCCAACAAACAUGGUCCAUAUGAAGGCUAAGGGAGCUGCACUCACUGUGGACUUAAACUUCAUGAAGACAGAGGACCUUAGAGAUGCCGUCAAUACUGUCAUCAAUGAUGAAUCGUACAAGGAGAGUGCCAUGCGGCUGUCCAGGAUCCACCAUGACAGACCCAUAAGUCCUCGGGAUGAGGCAAUAUACUGGAUCGAGUUCACCAUGAGAAACAAGGGUGCCGCACAUCUGCGAGUCCAAGCCCAUGAGCUCACCUGGUACCAGUAUCACAGCCUGGAUGUCCUGGCCUUCCUCCUCACCAUUGUUCUGCUCACCACACUCCUCUUCAUCAAGGCCUGCAGUUUCUGCUUGGGGAAGUGCUGUGGCAGAAAAGGAAAGACAAAAACUGAGUAGUGGAUUAAAAACUAAAAUACUUGUCCUGUUGGUCUAUAUCCUAGGUUUACUGGUCUAUGGACCACUAAUUCAUAACUUCAUAAGAGAGAUUGACAGCUUCUUUGUUGAAACUCAUUUUGCUUCGAUGGUCAUUUGAAGCUGAAGAGCAGGACUGUUCGACUUGAAAAACACAAUAAAACCUCUACAUUUCUCCAGUA